GAGGGGACACAAACGCAGGUGCUUAUCUCUAGGCAGUCAAAGGCACUAGAUGUCAUAUCAUGGGAACUACCUUUCAAAGGCACAGCUUUAGUGCACAGUUCAGCACACAAGGGAGGAGAAACAUUUAAGUUUGGGCAACCCCGAGAAAAGAAUGAAUUCUGGGAUUAUCUGUUAAGUCAGACAAGACAGUUUGGUCCGACAGACGGAUUUGAUCAUUUCGAAUUUGCACAUAAUUUUGCUCUGAAGCAAGCAAAGAUGGAUACAGAUGGUGAAGAUAAAAAGCUGUGCACACGCUCAAGAGGAACCAAGGCACACGUGGAUUCGAUAGCACAGGAGCUCAGUGCCUACAAAAGUUCCAUGGCCAAGAAGAGAAAAGCUGAAGAACAGAUUUUGGGCGUUCCAGUCAACAAACGAAAGUCUCUGUUAAUGAAACCUCGACACUACAGUCCCAGUGUGGAAGGCAAAGGAGAGAAUGAAGACAAUGCAGAACUGCAGGAUGACAACAGCCUCAUCAAAGAAGAAGAAAACAUAACACCAGCCAAUAGUAGCCCUCAUUUGGAUGUGCAAGAAAAUGUUCAUCAAAAGAAGGACAAUUAUACUAGUUACCAGAAUCUCAUGUCCACAUCUUUAAUUAGCUUUGAAAAAUUAGAAAAAGAUACACAAAAUCACCCAGAGAAUGACAAACUAAUGGACAGUAGCAGCCAGUCCUUAAAAAUCAAGAAUAACAAUGUUGAUGAAUGCUACAUGAUUAACUCAUCAGCAGAAAACGAUAGAAUUGGUGUUUCUGAUUCACAGUACUGUUCCUCUGAGGAUAAUGAAAGCAGUUCUGAAAUUCUGGACAAUGAAUGGGAUAGUUCCUCCAACUUCUCUGAAGAGACAAGCUUAAAACUUCCAUUAAAUAAAGAAUAUCUUGUAGGAUGUAAUCAGCAAGAUAUCUUAAAAGCACCAGGAAUCAAAAGGGAGGAAACAGAUUUUGAGAAUUCUGAAAUGGUUUGUGAUUCAGAAACAGUGCUGCAAGAAUCACGAGAGUCCCAUGUUGAAACAUUCAACAGCAGGAUUCAGAAUCCAUUUCCGGACAGCGAGGAAGAUGAGUGCCUGUCAGAAAGCACAGAACUAUCCUUUGACAUGGACAAAACGAAGCAAAAUUUGAGUUUGUUAGAACAAGCAAUAGCCCUGCAGGCAGAGCAGGGUCACAUCUUUCAUAGUGCUUACAAGGAGCUAGAUAGGUUCCUCUUGGAGCAUCUUACUGGUGAAAGAAGACAAGCCAAAGUAAUUGACCUUGGUGGAAGACCAAUUUUCAGUAACAAACACUUGCCUAGGUCUGAAAAGAGGGAGACCAAAUGUCCCAUCCCAGGAUGUGAUGGCACAGGACAUGUAACUGGAUUGUAUCCACACCAUCGUAGUCUUUCUGGUUGUCCGCAUAAAGUUAGAGUGCCACUUGAGAUCCUUGCCAUGCAUGAAAAUGUUCUGAAGUGUCCCACUCCUGGAUGCACAGGAAGAGGACAUGUUAACAGCAACCGCAAUACUCACAGAAGUCUUUCUGGUUGUCCAAUUGCUGCAGCUGAAAAAAUGGCAAUGUCUCAGGAAAAAAAUCAGCUUGACUCUUCUAAAACAGGGCAGUGCCAUGAUCCAGUUCACAGGACAAACUUAAUGAAGCAGCUUGAGUUAUCUCAGUACAGCUGCAGGUCUGCCCAACCCAGUCCUUCCCUCAGAGCCACUCUUAUGAGAGAGAAAGAGAAGUGCGGGAAAGUACCAUUUGACUAUGCCAGCUUUGAUGCCCAAGUCUUUGGCAAACACACAAUGGUGCCAACUGUUCAAGGACAAAAACCCACACAAUUCCUCGAGUCAAAGCAUUUUUCAAAUCCAGGAAAAAAUUUUAAUCGGCUGCCUAGUGCAAGCGCCCACACACAGAGCCCUUGCCAUGCCAACUCUUAUGGCUACGGUCAAUGUAGUGAAGACACCCACAUAGCAGCAGCUGCUGCAAUCCUGAACCUUUCCACCCACUGCAGGGAAGCAGCAGAGAUCCUCUCCAACAAACCACAGAGUCUGUCUGCCAAGGGAGUUGAUAUAGAAGUGGAUGAAAAUGGCACCCUGGAUUUGAGCAUGAAAAAGAACCGAAACCAAGAAAAGGUUACUCAUCUAAGUUCUUCCACUGCAACAGUCCCCACUCCUUCCUCUUCUCCCUUCAAAACAGGCAACAUUCUGGUAAAUACCACCUUCUACCAGGCUUUGUGUGAGAAGGAAGGCUGGGAUAUGCCCAUCAACUAUAGCAAGACCCAAGGGAGAAAAGAGGAGGAGAAAGAGAAAGAUCCUACGAACUGCUCUGAAAGUCUGGAGGAAAAGAAACACUUAGGAGAAGUGCCUGUCCCUAGUCCUAAACUGAAGCUCCAUUCAAGAGAUCUCAAAAAAGAGCUAAUCACGUGUCCAACACCAGGAUGUGAUGGCAGUGGUCAUGUGACAGGAAAUUAUGCUUCACAUCGCAGCAUAUUCAAGGAAGCCUAUUUCCCAUUUCUCUUUCCUAGUGUUUCUGGCUGCCCAUUAGCUGACAAGACACUAAAAUCCUUGAUGGCUGCCAACUCCCAAGAGCUAAAGUGUCCUACACCUGGAUGUGAUGGCUCUGGUCAUGUAACUGGAAACUAUGCCUCACAUAGAAGCUUGUCUGGUUGUCCUCGGACAAGAAAAGGUGGUCUCAAAGUGACUCCUACUAAAGAAGAAAAAGAAGACCCUGAACUUAAAUGUCCGGUGCUAGGCUGUGAUGGCCAAGGUCACAUAUCAGGUAAAUACACCUCUCAUCGCACUGCUUCGGGUUGUCCUCUGGCUGCCAAGAGACAGAAGGAGAGUCCUCUCAAUGGGUCUUCACUGCCCUGGAAACUGAACAAGCAAGAGCUGCCACAUUGUCCUUUGCCAGGCUGCAACGGGCUGGGUCACGUUAAUAACGUUUUUGUCACCCACAGAAGCUUGUCAGGAUGCCCUCUAAAUGCACAAGCCUUAAAAAAGGGCAAAAUUUCUGAAGAACUAAUGACCAUCAAGCUGAAAGCAAGUGGAGGUUUAGAAAAUGAAGAGGAAAUCAGACAUUUGGAUGAAGAAAUAAAAGAACUGAAUGAAUCUAACCUUAAAAUUGAAGCAGACAUGAUGAAACUUCAAACACAGAUAACAUCUAUGGAAAGCAAUCUGAAAACAAUAGAAGAAGAGAACAAACUUAUAGAGCAGAACAACGAGAGCCUGCUAAAGGAGUUGGCUGGCCUAAGCCAAGCCCUCAUCUCCAGUCUUGCAGACAUUCAGCUUCCACAAAUGGGCCCAAUCAGCGAACAGAAUUUUGAAGCAUAUGUAAAUACUCUCACUGACAUGUACAGCAAUCUGGAGCGGGACUAUUCCCCAGACUGCAAGGCUCUGCUGGAAAGUAUCAAACAGGCAGUGAAGGGUAUCCACGUGUAGGAUGGGGAAGCUGCUGGGCAACGGGAGUUACUUAGCAGCAACAGAAUCCAGAUGAACCUGUUGAGAGUUCCCAGACUGCUUUGGAGUAUCAGUUGCUGUGCUGCAUUUACAACUACAACAUUGCACUAUUUUUUUCCAGCUGACAUAAAAAGGAGACCCCAUAACAGACUACUGUAUUAACAGCAAUGAUUCAGAUCUCAGAAUAUAUUUAUUUCAAUAUGAUUCAUUUUUUGUUCUUGUUGUUUUGCACUCUUUCUUUUUGUAAAGUGAAUGUAAAAAAGUGUGUGUACCUAUUUUUUUACAUUUUAAAAUUUAUUUUCAAUCAAAGAGUUGGGAUUUUUUUUUAAUCUUUUAACCGCAUUUCUUGCAGCCUGCCAUAUUUUUACAAAUGUGUUAGUUAAUUUAUUUUCCAAUGGGAUUUUAAAUAGACUGAAAGUUAUACUGUAAAUUGAAUAAUUUGCUGGGUUUGUACAGAAGGAAGAAGAAAAAUAUGAAAGAAACAAAUAACAGACCUGUGAUUCUAGUUUUAUUUUUACCAUAUCCUGCUUUUUAUAACAGCUUUUUUUUUUAAUGAAAUAAGAAAUGGGUUUGUUGCUUGCAGUAGCAUGAGAAGUGAAUAACCAGGGAUGCAAAGGAGAACAGUGGCCUCUGCUGGAGGAACUCAAGCUCUUCAAAGGCAGCUAGCUGGGAAAGUUCAAGAAUUUGUUAGCAAUAAUGAAAUAUAGCAAUCAGCAACGUAUUGGACUCAGUUGUGUGCUUUAGCCUACACAGAAUGAUCAUUUGAAACCAUUCCAGUGAAGACCAGAACUGAUUUAAGGAUCCAUUUUUCUUUGUCAUUAAAAAUACAGUUUUUAUCGUUACAAAUGUGAUAGGCUUUGAAAUGAUCCGAUUCCUUUUGGUACAGAGUAUUGUAUAAACAUUGGUCAGUUGGCCAAUAUCAAUAUAAUUUCAUAUUGGAAAAAUGCUUCCCAAGCUGAUAAUUUUGUACAUAUGACUAUGCCAAGAAGACCUUCCCUGAAAUGGCAUUUAUUAUUCUUGGUAGAAUGAGUGAAUCUGAGGAGCCUGCAGGUAGCUUUUCCAUUCUGACAUGGUAGAGGACAAGCCCUACUAAAGUGAACUGAAGCCACACAACAACAAUGUGUGAUGGCUGGACCUGUGUAUUUAUGGGUUUUUCCCACACUGCACACCAACUCUGUGGAUUCAAACACACAUACUUUAAAUCAAGCUCUAUUCGGGUUUGAAAGGGCUUAACAUCUAAGAGCUAGCACAGCUGU
This is a messenger RNA of Heteronotia binoei (common prickly gecko), 4709 nucleotides long. RefSeq names its product ST18 C2H2C-type zinc finger transcription factor (gene ST18). Gene Ontology annotation, molecular function: DNA-binding transcription factor activity, RNA polymerase II-specific; RNA polymerase II cis-regulatory region sequence-specific DNA binding; zinc ion binding. Lineage: Eukaryota; Metazoa; Chordata; Lepidosauria; Squamata; Gekkonidae. The record is from RefSeq and is a predicted model, not a curated record. Gene Ontology annotation, cellular component: nucleus. The transcript has 22 exons. Bases 256 to 3435 code for a protein of 1059 amino acids. Gene Ontology annotation, biological process: regulation of transcription by RNA polymerase II.